Porites evermanni is the source of this 6222-nucleotide messenger RNA. Lineage: Eukaryota; Metazoa; Cnidaria; Anthozoa; Scleractinia; Poritidae. The record is from the annotation of a GenBank genome assembly.
AUGCUAUUUUACGCCAUCCUUUUCUCUGAUUGCGUCGGGCCACGUCUUAGUGCAAUAGUCAGAAGAUGUGUAGAUGAUUUACGAAAUUUCAAAAAUGAAGAAUUCGCUCACGUACCUCAAGGUCGUCUCUCUGCGAUCGAUUUUCAGAAUGCUAUUAGCAAAGUUCAAGUUGCGUUUCAAGUACUUGGUCUUCCCACUGCAAAAAUUCAAGACCUUAGAUGUCAGAAAACGUUUCCAACAAACGAUUUAGCAAAGGUCCUCAAAGAAGUUGAUAAUCUCAAACAAGAAGUCCAACAGCUGAGGGAACUAAUUAAUUCCAGUGACAACAUUUUGGAUCCUGGAAGCGACAAAUCACAGCUAGCUGGCCUCGUAGCUAAGAGAUUCUUCGACGACCUCAAAGAAAAUCCAGGUGGGUCUUCAUUUCCUCACGGAGUGCUUCAACUCGCCACCGUGCACACUUUGCAUUGCUUACCUGCCAAGAUCUCCUUUUUUUUCGUAUGUUAAGUAUUUUUUUUAUUUACUGUAUACAUUUUGGUACCCUCUAAGUAGUUUCCAAAUGUACUUAAAAAUUUCUCGAUCCCCGUAUUAACCAUAUCUUCCGCAUUACGCCUGUUUUGUUUGUUUGUUUGUUUUUUCAGCACAACAGCGAAUGUAAAUUUCGACUAAUGAGUACAUAUUGAGAGGCUUUUAACAAGAAGCUUAUAGAUUUUAAACUUUUGUAAUUGAAGCAAGCAUUGUAAGACGUAAGAUUACCAUCAGUACUAGCUGUCGUUUACAAUGGUCAGUUCAAUUACUCUAGACGUUCGGGUAUUAAAACCGUAAAGACAAAACUCAACCUGUUAAACUAACAAUAUCUAAGGGCUGAUUUCUAAAUCACUAUGGUGGCCUAAAAGGGCCAUAGAGGUUUUGGUUAUCCUUUGUUAUAACUUUUCUUAAUCUUUUAUGUUUUCAUUGUCCUCCGAUUUUUUCAAAUUUCCUAUUUAUUUAGGGUUUGUUUUAUUUUAACUGUACUUGUUUCUAACGUUCCCUUGUUUUUAAACUUUUCUUAAUAUUUACGGUAGUUUUAUUUCUCUUUUUAUUUUUUAAAAAUAUCAAUUUAUAUUUCAUUUAACUUUUUAUCAAGUUUAAUCUCUAAUGACUUCUAACCCUCUAAAAAUAGGAGUUAUGAAAAAAUGUGAAAAUGUGUAGAACAUACAGAGCUAGAAAUAAUUCACCUGAUAAGCUGAAAACUUUGAAUUCGAUUCAUCCUUUCUUUCAACAAUUCGUUGCUUCCUUCUUUGUUUGUAGAUAAUUGAUUAGAAAAAUUAACUUACGUUAGUGUUAUGCUUAUUCUUGAUGAUAUUUAUAACAAUCUGAAUCUACGCAUUUACCUUGGUAUUCGUCGGAGUAUCUGAUAUCCCAUUUAUUGGAUAGAAAUUAAGCAGUAAUUUGAGGCACCCUACAUUAGGUCAAGCAAACGUCACAUUGAUUAUCGCAUCGAAGACCUCUUUUAUUUCAACCAUAGUUUGAUAAAAUUCUCUGACUUGUAACUGGCUAUGCUCCGAACAUGCCUCGUGAUUAUCAAAAGUAUCAUCCCCGUCUAACUGCGAACAGCUUGCCGUUGCAACCGCCUCAAUACAAUGUGCAUUAUUUUAUGAUUCCAAUUACACAAGCACUUUAUACGCUUUGUAAAAAAAACAUUAUAAAAACAUGUUUUCACCUUUUUUUCUUAGUUCCCCCAGAAAUUAUUGCUAGAGGACCCUUGCACGUAGCUGCCUACAACAAGGCUCUAGAGGAGGGAGAGACUCGUGUCAUGAGGUUGCCAGUUAUGCUCAUUGGACAAGCGCGAUCUGGAAAAACAAGUUUGAAGAAGUCUUUGAAAAAACAAAAGUUCGAUGAAAAAGAGCCGAGCACUGAUGGAAUCGAACGUGAUCCCUCUUACUUCAGUGUGACAAAUGAGAUUAUGAGUUCAGAGGAAACAGAAGAGGAGCAGGAUGUUGAUUCUGAAGUUUCUUUCCGUAAGAGAAUAGCAAAACCCAUGUUAGACGAAUUUAAGGAAAUCUCAAAGAAAGAUGCAUCAUUAGAAAUGAGUGAAAGAAACCUUGUUUCUUCUAACAGUUCAAAACUAGAAGAAUCUGAUGCUAAAAAAGGCAUUCUCGCACUAGCGGAAGAGAACGUCGCUGGUCCGAGUGAAGACCAGCCAGAAAAGCUGUUUGAGACUAAUAAAGAAUCAAGCGACAGAAAACGUUUUGAAGUCCCAAUACAAACGGCAGCUUGUUUUGAGAAAAUAGUUAAUCAAUCCAAUAUAGAAGAUGAUAGUAGAAUUUAUUUCACUCUCUGGGAUUUUGGGGGUCAAUCAGUUUACUACGCCACCCACCCAAUAUUUCUCACUGGAAAAGCAAUUUAUCUUUUAGUGUACGAUCUUACCAAAGAUCCAGGUGGCAAAGCCGAUUCCAUUGAAAGGCAAGGUGUUUUUGGGCCCAGGGUGGACAGCGACUGCGGAAAAACCAAUAAAGAUUAUCUUCGCUGUUGGAUGUCCUCAGUCGCUGCUUUGGAAAGCCAAACUACGGGGCACUCCAAGUCCACAAGCUCUGGAAAUUUACCAGAGAAGCUUCCCCCAAUUAUCUUAACGUGCACUCACUCUGAUCUUGUUGGAUCAAGAGUGACAGCCAAAACGACAGCAAGCAAAAUAUAUGGCUCUUUGCGACACAAGUUUUACAGUAAACAUUUGUACAAAAAGUUCUUUGUGGUAGACAACACGAAAUCUGGCAGUGCAGAUGAGUGCGAAGGGGUCGGUGAAUUAAAGGGAGAACUUCUUGCACUUGCAAAGCAGCUGUCACACAUGCAAAAGCCCAUCCCACUCAAGUGGUUGCUUUUUGAAGAGGCACUCAAAGACAAAGUCAAGAAAGGUCAACCUUUCAUCUCUCUUGAUGAGACAAGAAAAGUUGCAAGUGAAGAAUGUGGAAUUUAUGAGGAUCAACAAUUUGAGACGUCGUUAAUUUUCUUACACGACCAGAGAAUUUUGAUACAUUUUCAUGAGACGCAAGAGCUGAAAGACAUAGUAAUCUUAGACCCCCAGUGGUUGAUUGAUUUGUUCAGGAAAGUGAUCACCGUUAAACCCUAUGAGCCUGUAUCAGAUGAAGAGCAGUAUGAAGAACUGUGGGAAGAGCUUGAGAACGAUGGUAUCCUGAAUGGUAAACUUAUAGAGAUUGUAUGGGGCUCCCUCGUUAACAAUAAAACUAAAGAGAGUCUUAUUGCUAUCAUGGAGAAAUUUAGCCUAUUGUGUCACUUGCCUUCCCAAGACAAGGAGAAACAACUAUAUCUCGUGCCAUCCAUGUUGAUGUCUCUUUCAGAAGAUGAUGCAAAUGAGCUUCUUGCAGAUGCUCCCAUUUGUCCUCUUUUUGUACGAUUUAGACGCCCAUCUGGUUCAGAAAUUGAAUAUGUUCAGAUGCCUCUUGGAUUUUUCCAACGACUUGUUGUGAAGUUUCUUAAUUGGUGCAUCCAUCAAGAAUUCACACCAUUGUACGAAGAUAUGUACCAAAACUUCGCAAGGUUUCCUAUUCGCCCGGAAGGCUACUCAGUCAUACUCCGUUGUCAUUCCUCUUCUCUCCAGGUUGUUGUUUACAGAGAUCCAGAUACUUCAAAUGACCAGUCGGAUAUGUCCGUCUGUGAUAUUGUGUUAGAGCAACUGGGAGCAAUUCUUCAAAGCUUGCGUGAAGAGUGUUUUUGGUUGAAUACCAUUCAAUACGAGUAUAGUGUAAUCUGCUCAGUUUGUUGUCAGCAAGAAUCAGGCAAGUAUUACUGUAAGGAUCGUAAAGAAGAAGAAUUGCUUCACUUCUGGACAGAGUCCAAUUUGCAAGAUGAGCAAGCACGAAUUUGCAGGAAAAAGACCCUCGCUAAAAGGGACACAGUUUCAGUGGAAAGGUUUGCAGUUUGGUUUACGUCCCUAAGAAUGCAGGUGAGGUAACUGCUUGAAAAUUUUACUUUAAAACUUUUUGAUAUGAGCACCCUUUUCUCAAUGUAAACAAUUAUUAAGGUGUUGUGUUAAAACAAAAUUGGAUGAGAAGUCGUUAAAUUUUUUUAUCAUAUUUUUUAUAUGAGAACCUUUUUAGUGGAUAGUUUUUGUUAAUUGUGCAGCCUUGUGAUUCCCCGUUUGAAAUGAAAAAGUUCCGAGAUCAUUUUGAUAUACGCUGAAAGUACUCUUCGAUGAGAAGGCAAGGUUCUUACAAUCUUAAUACAUGCAUCAUGGAUACAUGAUUAAUAUUAUUGUGAAGCAUUUCGGCCCGUUUCUUAACGUCAGUAGGUUGUGUCGAGUUUUUUAAAUACUUAUUUUGGUUCAUUUAGUCGGUUAGGUAACCUACGUGGUUACUUCAAAGUUUGAAAUUUCAAAGUGCUAGUUUGUUAACGUCUAGACUUGUUUUCACGAUUGUGACUGAUUUUUUAAAUUACUUGAUAGUGACGUUUUUCUGUGGGAUUAAGGUUCCGCUGUUUGCUAGUCACGUAAAUCAAAUUAUUUAAAGUAUUGUGCGUUUUCUUAUUUUCCUAAUUAUAAUGAAGUUCUUCUCUGUGACUGCUUUCAACAGGAGCAGAGUAUUGAUGCAAUGCAGCGUAUCUCUGAAGGUGACUGCUUUUGUUUCCGUCUUAACCGAAACGCCAGUAUUACACGUUUAUGGUAACGUUUCAGAUAUAGCUGUUUACUGAUCAAUUACCGCACACUCUCACCGCUCCCUAAAUAAAGGGCUCAUGUUGGCCCAGCAAACUGUUUUGCACGCUUGUGUUUUUGUAUCGAAAUAUGAAAAAUAAUUUAAAAAAUUGUACAAAUACUGCAACAAGGCUUGAAAGUCACACGUUAACGCUAUUAAAAAUAGGUUUUUUUCUCGAGUUGCUACCUUGGCGUAAACGUGCAUUCGCUAGAAUUCCUGCGGCCUUGUUCUCCGGGGCCUUCUGUCUUCUUAAGUGAGAAGUUAUAGAGGGGAAAUAGUCCGGAUAGAAGACUCCAAACAAAAGGCUCUACUAAUAACUUGGUCCCUUAAAAGUUGCGAGAGUUUAUUUUGCUCAUCCUAAGAACUCCACCCAUCGGAAUAGAAGACUCGAAACAAAAGGCUCUUGUUCUCUUAAAAGUCGCGUUAACUUAAAACAAAUACGUACGUUUGUUUUACUUUGAAAAGGAGGGGGGAAGUGUCCCUCGUGUCCGCUUAAGACGGGAUGGCUGCUCAAAGCUUCGCGGUAUCUGUCAAUUAAAUACGUAUUUAUACUUUUCUCAAUUAGUUGCUUUUAUUUAUUUACGCAUUCGUCUAUUGUCAAACUCAAAAAACGGGCAACAACUGAAAUAUUUCAGGGAUUUUUUUAGGGUGGUGACCAACCACAACAGGACACGCAAGCAAGCCAAAAAAGCCUCAAGCAAAUUGCCGUUGUUGCUUGUAGUUUAGUUUUCUCACGCCUGGUUGGCAUUUUCCUUCAAUCACACAUUCUCAGCUAGAAAUAUUUCUGGUGUUCACUAUAUGUUCUAUGUUCACAAUAACUCAAUCCUUUGCAACUAAUUAGAAUACUUUUUUUUUUAUCAAAGCCUGUGCAAGUGGCCCACCCGAGGUUUCUGUUACUUUGCUGAAGAAUCAGAAUCUUCCCGGAAAGUCGGAACCUUUAGAUGAGGACCAAAUUCCAAUCGACAUUCUGUUACUGACGGUGGAUGAUUGCGAAUUUCUUGGCUGUCUUUCAUUUCUAAACCCCUCUUUCAGAAAAUUCUACGGAGGCGAUGACCUUGGCCUUGUGUAUCUGGGAGAUACGGGAGAAGAUCGAUCGAAACUGAAAAUUGCUGUCAUGAAAUGUCACAGGGGAUCCAUCAUGCCGGGAGGUUCUUCAGUUUCUGCAAUGGACGCUAUCGAAGUCUUAGGGCCCAAAGCUGUGUUCUCUGUGGGUUUCUGUGGUGGCUUAGAUUCCACCAAAGUCAAGCCUGGAGACGUGGUAGUAUCAGAGAAAUUGAUAACAUAUUCCCCUUCCAAAGUUACAAGGGAUGGAAUCAAAGAGACUGGUGUGAAAGUUCCCUUGAAAUCCCGUCUUUUGGGGUUGAUCCAAUAUGCUGGAGAUGGCUGGAGUGCGCCUUUGAAAAAUCCCAAAAAGCAGGAGGAGGUGAAAAUAUAUUGCGGGGCGUUUCUAAGCGGACCAGAGGUGAUUGAAGACAAUAAGCAGUGUAUUGUACUUCGAAGCCGAUUUCCAGAGGCUCUUGCUGUCGAAAUGGAAGGGGAA